This is a messenger RNA of Schistosoma rodhaini, 1119 nucleotides long. The record is from the annotation of a GenBank genome assembly. NCBI's taxonomy places the organism in Eukaryota, Metazoa, Platyhelminthes, Trematoda, Strigeidida, Schistosomatidae.
GAAGUUAUUCUCAAAAAGGAAAUUAUUAAAACAAGCUGGUGAAUGGGCAAUUGUUACUGGUGCAACUGAUGGAAUUGGUAAAGUCUAUGCCGAAGAAUUAGCUAGUGAUGGUUUGAACAUUAUGUUAAUUAGUAGAAAUGAAGAGAAACUUUUAAAAGUUGCUAAUGAAAUUGAACGUAAUUAUCAUGUGGAGACAAGAAUAGUGACAGCGGAUUUUACAAAUAUUGAUGUCUAUUCAAGAAUACAAGAAGCUAUAGAUCAAUUAUCAUCUAUUGCUUGUUUAGUCAAUAAUGUUGGUAUGGGGGUACCUAAAUUAGAUUAUUAUGCUACCACAGAUUAUAUCACUAUCGAUUUUAUCAAAAAUAUCGUUUUCUGUAAUAAUCUACCCAUUGCUAUAAUGACACAUUUAGUAUUACCUAAAAUGUUGAAACAACAUACUAAUGGAAUGGCUAUUAUUAAUAUUGGAUCACAUUCAGGUUAUAGAGCAUUCCCAUUUUUAUCAUUAUAUUCAGCAACUAAAUCAUUUGUAAAUCAAUUAUCUAGAUCUAUAUCAUAUGAAUAUUCAGGGAAUCAUAUUCAUAUACAAACAGUAUGUCCAAUGUUUGUAUCUACAGCAAUGAAUGGUUAUUGUAAAAUGUCAUUAUUUGUACCAAAUGCUAAAGAAUAUGGUAAAAAUGCAUUAGAUAUGUUAGGUGUUGAAAAAGAAACAUUUGGUUAUUUUGGUCAUGCAUUAAAAGAAUAUCUUACUAGUUUUUUACCAAAUUUAAUAUGGAAACAAUAUAUGUUAUUUAUGAAAUCAUGGUUUGAUAAACAUAAAAGACAAUAAUAAAAAAAAAAUAUAUUUAGUAACCAUGGUGAUUAAUUUUUUUUGUUCUUAAUCUUUAUUGGUUUUUAAAGAAAAAAAUUUUUUUUUCAUUCAAUCAAUAAAAUUUUCUUCAUUGACCUUUUUUUUUUCUAAAAUUUUAAUUGAUCAAUAUUGAUUUUUUUUUUCUAUAGAAUAAUUUUGUAAACUCAUCUAAUUGAUCAAUAUUGAUAUGUUUAUGAUUUAUUAAAAGGUCAAAGAAGAGUUUGUGGGGUAUGAUAGUCAUGGAGUGGUUGAAUUUAUGAUUCUUCAUGAAA